AGCGGUGCCUCCAGAGGCCCCAGCGGGAGCCCGCGGCGAGCGCAGCAGCAGGGCCCGGUACUGCGCCUCGGGGAUCGGCGUCCAGGCUCGGAGCGCGGCACGGAGACGGCGGCAGCGCUGGACUAGGUGGCAGGCGCUGCAUCAUGGAAACUCUUUCUAAUGCAAGUGGUAAUUUUGCCAUACGCCUUUUAAAGAUACUGUGUCAAGAUAACCCUUCGCACAACGUGUUUUGUUCUCCUGUGAGCAUCUCCUCCGCCCUGGCCAUGGUUCUUCUAGGGGCAAAGGGAAACACCGCAACCCAGAUGGCCCAGGCACUGUCUUUAAACACAGAGGAAGACAUUCAUCGGGGUUUCCAGUUGCUUCUCACUGAAGUGAACAAGCCUGGCACACAGUACCUGCUGAGAACGGCCAACAGGCUCUUUGGAGAGAAAACUUGUCAAUUCCUCUCAACGUUUAAGGAAUCCUGUCUUCAAUUCUACCGUGCUGAGCUGAAGGAGCUUUCCUUUAUGAAAGCUGCAGAAGAGUCCAGGAAACACAUCAACACCUGGGUCUCAAAAAAGACCGAAGGUAAAAUUGAAGAGUUGUUGCCGGGUAGCUCAAUUGAUGCAGAAACCAGACUGGUUCUUGUCAAUGCCAUCUACUUCAAAGGAAAGUGGAAUGAAUCGUUUGACGAAACAUACACAAGGGAAAUGCCCUUUAAAAUAAACCAGGAGGAGCAAAGGCCGGUGCAGAUGAUGUAUCAGGAGGCCACGUUUAAGCUCGCCCACCUGGGCGAGGUGCGCGCGCAGCUGCUGGAGCUGCCCUACGCCGGGAAGGAGCUGAGCCUGCUGGUGCUGCUGCCUGAUGACGGCGUGGAGCUCAGCACGGUGGAAAAAAGUCUCACUUUUGAGAAACUCACAGCCUGGACCAAGCCAGACUGUAUGAAGAGUACUGAGGUUGAAGUUCUCCUUCCAAAAUUUAAACUGCAAGAGCAUUAUGACAUGGAAUCUGUGCUUCGGCAUUUGGGAAUUGUUGAUGCCUUCCAACAGGGCAAGGCUGACUUGUCGGCAAUGUCAGUGGAGAGAGAUCUGUGUCUGUCCAAGUUCGUGCACAAGAGUUUUGUGGAGGUGAAUGAAGAAGGCACCGAGGCAGCGGCAGCCUCGAGUUGCUUCGUGGUUGCAGAGUGCUGCAUGGAAUCUGGCCCCAGGUUCUGUGCUGACCACCCUUUCCUUUUCUUCAUCAGGCACAACAGAGCCAACAGCCUUCUGUUCUGUGGCAGGUUCUCAUCUCCAUAAAGGGUGCACUUACUGUGCACUCGGCCAUUUCCCUCUUGCUGUGUCCCCAGAUCCCCACUACAGCUCCAAGAGGAUGGGCCUAGAAAGCCAAGUGCAAAGAUGAGGGCAGAUUCCUUACCUGUCUGCCCUCAUGAUUUGCCAGCAUGAGUUCAUGAUGCUCCACACUCAGCUCUUCCAUACUGACCACUCAUUUAUGCUACUUAAUCAGAAUCUUGAGAAAAUAGACCAUAAUGAUUCCCUGUUGUAUUAAAAUUGCAGUCCAAAUCCCAUAGGAUGGCAAGCAAAGUUUUUCUAGAAUUCCACAUGCAAUUCACUCUGGCGACCCUGUGCUUUCCUGAUACCGCGAAUACAUUCUUUAACCUGCUGCCUUAGUGGUAAUAAAUGGUGCUAGAUAUUGCUACUAUUUUAUAGAUUUCCUGGUGCUUAGCCUUUUAAAAAAGGUUUUAAAAUGUACAUUUAUAUUUUAUCUUUUUUUUUUUUUUUUUUUUUGAGACGGAGUCUUGCUCUGUUGCCCAGGCUGGAGUGCAGUGGCGCGAUCUCCGCUCACUGCAAGCUCCGCCUCCCAGGUUCGUGCCAUCCUCCUGCCUCAGCCUCCCGGGUAGCUGGGACUACAGGCACCCGCCACCACACGCAGCUAAUUUUUUGUAUUUUUUAGUAGAGAUGGGGUUUCACCAUGUUAGCCAGGAUGGUCUCGAUCUCCUGACCUCGUGAUCUGCCCACCUCGGUCUCCCAAAGUGCUAGGAUUACAGGCUUGAGCCACUGCCCCCGGCUAUAUUUUAUCUUUUUCUUUGAGAUUUACCAAUCACCAAGCAUGCACCAAACACUGCAUUAGGCACUGAGGUCACAAAGGGGACAGAGCCAUCCUCCUUUGACACCUGGUCUUCAAUUCUGUACCCAACGUAUAUAGCUUUGACAACGACCAGGUUGGACUGUUUAAUGUCUUUCAGCUUACCAUGUAAUCCUCUUGUAGGGAUCACAUCUUUCUUUAUGAUAUUGUAUUUCUCUACCUCUAAGUCUAACAGUAAAAAUUCCAUUCAACCCUUAAAGCUCAUUUCAAAUUCUUCUUUGAGAAGUUUUUCCUUUCUCCGCAACCAGAUGUACAUAUUUGAACUCUCUUUGUACUUGGAGGGCACUUCUUUCAUGGUAGUUCUUUUAUUUUUAUUAAUCUCUGUAUCCUUAGAUAGUCCUCCAACAACCAAGGGUUGGGACUCUGUCUUACAUAUCUGGGUGCCCCUCAUAGUGCAGUAAUAAGUAAGUUGAUUAUAUAUGAGCUAUGUAACUUAUAUUUUUAAUGGUUGGAUAUCACUGAGUUUUUUUUUUUGAGGUAAAAUUCACAUAACAUAAAAUUAACUAUUUUAAAGUGAGUUCAGUGCCACUUAGUAUUGUUAACAAUGUUGUGUAACCACCACCUUUAUUUAAAGUUCCAAAAAAAAUUUUCUCCUCUAAAAGGAAACCCCAUCCCAUUAAGCAGAUACUCUCCAUUCCUUCCUUCCUCCAGCCCCCGGCAACUACCAGUCUGUUUUCUGUCUCUACGGAUUUAUCUAUUCUUGAUAUUUUAUAUAAAUCGAAUUGUAUGAGACCUUUUGUGUCUGGCUUCUUUCACUUAGUACAAGUUUUUGAGAUUUAUUUACAUAGUAGCAUGUAUCAACACGUCAUUUUUAUGGCCAAAUAAAAUUGUAUUAUGUGUUUAUAGCACAA
This is a messenger RNA of Pongo pygmaeus (Bornean orangutan), 2972 nucleotides long. It is a transcript of the gene SERPINB9, whose product is annotated as serpin family B member 9. The coding region runs from base 144 to 1274 and encodes 376 amino acids. Gene Ontology annotation, biological process: negative regulation of endopeptidase activity. The record is from RefSeq and is a predicted model, not a curated record. NCBI's taxonomy places the organism in Eukaryota, Metazoa, Chordata, Mammalia, Primates, Hominidae. Gene Ontology annotation, molecular function: serine-type endopeptidase inhibitor activity. The transcript has 7 exons. Gene Ontology annotation, cellular component: cytoplasm.